This is a messenger RNA of Penicillium soppii, 360 nucleotides long. RefSeq lists its product as uncharacterized. The record is from RefSeq and is a predicted model, not a curated record. Lineage: Eukaryota; Fungi; Ascomycota; Eurotiomycetes; Eurotiales; Aspergillaceae. The coding region runs from base 1 to 360 and encodes 119 amino acids. The transcript has a single exon.
AUGGAUCUGACUCAAGGUGUCUUCUUAGACCGUGAUGGUUAUAUCCCGGACAAACCAGGUGGAAAGGACGUCUACUGGGUCACGUUGUGGUUCGACCCUGAAGAAGCUAGGUUAACAGACGUCGCAUUGGCCCAUCUAAUGACCUACCGUAUUCGAAACCGACAGACGACAAUUAACACCGAACCUAAGCACCAGCGGUACUCUCACUGUUUGUCACUAUGCAUCGAAGCAUAUAUGUGGGAUGAAGAUAUGGUUUAUGAAAUCGCAGAACGUCUCAUGGAUUGGUAUUUUGCUAAUAUCUCUGCACAAAAUAUCAUUUUCAAUCGGAGUCUGAUCUUCCGCAGGAGAUCACUCGGUUGA